Penaeus indicus is the source of this 539-nucleotide messenger RNA. RefSeq lists its product as uncharacterized. NCBI's taxonomy places the organism in Eukaryota, Metazoa, Arthropoda, Malacostraca, Decapoda, Penaeidae. The record is from RefSeq and is a predicted model, not a curated record. The transcript is spliced from 4 exons. The coding region runs from base 1 to 333 and encodes 110 amino acids.
AUGAUCAUUGCAACUUGGAACAACAUGAAAGAUGUUGAAUUGGAGAUAAUUGAGGGCAAAGAGAGGAUAGAGAAAUUAGCCAGCCAAGUUGUGCAGGCCAGCGAACGUCAAGAAAUAGAAGAGCGCGAGCGUAAGUUGGCCGUGUGCAAGAACGAAAAUGAGAAAAAGUCCCGCCGUUUGGCCGAGUUAAAGCAGUCACUACAGACCUUCACUUCUGCUCACGAUUUGGUUAAGGAGCAGUUGCUUGGGGUUAUGCAGGAGAUACAGCAAGGAGUUGCCAAGCAAAAGGAAUGUCUGGCAGGACUGAGCCAGAAGGACCGUUCUAAAGGCUAGUACUUGAAGAAACCGAAGACAUUUCCAUGAAAAUUCAGCAGCUGAUGGAACAGUUAGCCUCCAAGCAAGAGAAGAUUUCACUGCUACACAUGUCAUGGAAGCUGAAGAAGGAGAGCCUCCAACACGAAGUUAACCAGCGCAAGUCAACUCUGGAGGAGAUGCGGCGCAAUCAGACUGCGGAGAGAUUGUUCUCCAGGACAUGGAAG